UUAAGCACAAUCAUGACAACAGGACACUGUUUUUACUUUGACACCAACCCAAGAGACAACAUCAUCCAAAUGAACAACGAAGGAAAAUCAGAUGAGGUGGAGGAAUGCGCAGGCUUCCUGUACAAGUCCCCUCCUUCUGGCCUCACAAGAAUUAUGAAAUCAUGGAAGCAACGCUUCUUUGUGCUUGCAAAGACAAGUGACGACACCCAUGAGUUAAGAUACUACAGGAGUAUUGAGAGAAACAGACUAAUAAAAUCCAUAGCGGUUUCCACCGUCACAUUGCUGUACACUCGGCCUGAAGUCCAUCCAGCUUUUGAAUGGAUCUGUAAAAGCUUCAAGUGUUCUCCAGCCUCUGUGCUGUUCAUGAAGACAGACGAUCCAGCAGACAAGGCCCAGAGAGAAUAUUUCUUCAUUGGAGAAAACAGUGAGGAGAUUGAUAGAUGGUUCAAUGCUUUAUUUGGAGCGCUGAAGCAUACCAAAACUUUGACAGAAUCUGAACUUCAGAAAAUGACUGAAUCCCAAUUGACUAAGCAAAAUUCCAGUGACACUGAACAGCGUAAAGAUGAUUGCAGACCCCUACUGCCACCAAUGAGGGUGUCAGCACCCACAGAUAUUAGCACUCAGCAGAAUCACUGCGACCAGCAACCCAAGAGCAGUCCAUCUGCAUUAGAGGGAAAGCAGAACAUGCUGACGGAUGAGACUCCAGGGGAAAGCAGUGAGGACUUCGAGAUGUCAUCAGGGGAGAGCGUGGUCAAAACUUCUGAAGACAGUCUGUUGGAUUGUGUCACACAAGCUUUUAAAAAUCUACAGACACCAGAGCAAAAAAUUGAUGGACUAAGAAUGAAUAAAGAACACACAAGGAAAUCGUCCCUCCACUUCAAUGGAAUAUGUGCCUCCGCCAAGCUGAACGGGGCAGCUCCAGACAAGAGUGACACACACACCGCUGUUGAGAAAGAGAUCUGUGUACGUCAUGACGAUCUGAAAAGCUUGAUAUUUACAGAGGAAUCAGGCAAACCAUGUGUGUCUGAGUGUACUCAGAUUGAGGUCUUGUGUCCAUUACAUAAGGGUGAUCAGAUCUUGGCUGUCAAUGACCUGUUAACAGACUCUGUGGAGGAGAUACGCACAUACCUAAGAAGGCUUAGCAAGGAUCAGGUAAAACUGACCAUUCGACGGCUCCCAGGUUCUAUUCCUUCGGGCUCUGAAUCCUCAAACUGAGGUCAUGGACAAUGUACUGUAAAUGUUUUUACAAUGGCUGGAACCUUGAGCACUUCUUGACACUCUGGAUAAGAGCAGCUACUAAAUACCUUAAAAUUUUAAAUAUAAAUUAUCAGGAUUGAAUUAAUCAUCUCUAUUCUCCCAGUCAUCAAUUAGUUUCUUUUAUUAGUCUAUUAUUCUUCAUUUCUCAUGAAAUCAAAGUGAGUUGCUCUCAUGUGCAUAUUAUUCCCCAAAUAGCACUGUAAUGGAGAUCAGCAGACAACCAGUAAGAAUUAGAUUAUGAAAAGGUGUUGUGAUGAUUGUAUUUUAACUUCUAGUCUAUCUUGUGGUGAUUACUAAAGCUACAUUGCAUUACAGUGUACUACUCUCAUGAAACUGCACUUUUAUUAGAGGCUUAAAACAAGAUGAUCUUACAUGGUCAAAGGAACUACAGGUAAUUGGUUGUCAUUAAGUAUCUCUUCUUUUGUGGUGUACAUUAAGAAGCUAAGUAUUAGAGAGCUUGACAUGCUAUUUUAAAAACCAAUUUGGGUGUUCAUCUUUACUACCAGUACAACUAACAUGUCAAGCAUAUAUCAGACAAAUCAAAUUCUUAUGAGGAUACACUGUGAAGUCCUAUUAUUAUGUGAAAAUAGGCCCAAGAUGAAAUGCAAUUAGUACUGUAUGGUGCAAAAUGACAUUGAUCUCAUGGAAGUUAGGAAAUAAAUAGACAAAUAUACAAUUUAUGAAAGGAAAAAAAUGAAAUAAGUUAGUUUUAAAAAGUUUAAUAAAAAAAAGCAACUAAAUUGAAUAGAAUUACUGAUCUCUUUCCAAGUAUUUUUACAACUGUAUUUUGUUCAACAAAACUAUAUUACUAUAUUCAGCUGUUGUGUACUUAGCCAUGGCAUUUAAUUGCAGUAUAUUCUGUAAGCACAAGGUGGCGCACUGACAUAAAGGCUGUUCUUUUUAUUAUUCGUCUCAUGUACUGAUUACUGCCAUUCAGAUUGUCAAAUAUUUUAUUAAAUGGUUCUUGCAAGCAGUAUGUUCUUUUUUAUAUAA
Xyrauchen texanus (razorback sucker) is the source of this 2250-nucleotide messenger RNA. It is a transcript of the gene plekhs1.1, whose product is annotated as pleckstrin homology domain containing S1, tandem duplicate 1. The transcript is spliced from 14 exons. Bases 13 to 1215 code for a protein of 400 amino acids. Lineage: Eukaryota; Metazoa; Chordata; Actinopteri; Cypriniformes; Catostomidae. The record is from RefSeq and is a predicted model, not a curated record. Gene Ontology annotation, molecular function: protein binding.